This is a messenger RNA of Truncatella angustata, 1410 nucleotides long. RefSeq lists its product as uncharacterized. NCBI's taxonomy places the organism in Eukaryota, Fungi, Ascomycota, Sordariomycetes, Amphisphaeriales, Sporocadaceae. The transcript is spliced from 2 exons. The record is from RefSeq and is a predicted model, not a curated record. Bases 1 to 1410 code for a protein of 469 amino acids.
AUGGACGAUUACGGAGGAUGUCCAGACGGGGAGUCUUCGGAGGCUUCGCAUCUAGCCGACCUACCAAGGGUGAUUGGAAUUGCAGAGACAGGAGAUAUAGUCCUUGAUUGUGUGUUCGAAAACUCCAAGACCACAUUAAAAACUGCCAGGAAGAUCACACCCCAAUUUGCAGGACAAGCUGCCCCCAAGGCGUUGAAGCUGAGGACACGGGUUGGGUUCCGUGUUAGUAUAAAUGUGUUGAAGGAACACUCAAAAUACUUUAAUAGACUUCUCGGAGACCUACGUUUCAAAGAAGCUAAGGCCAUUGAGGCAGCGUUCGCUGCGCUUUCUUUCAGGAAUGUUAAUCCAGCAUCGGCUCAUGCUGGAGACCUCCCCUGGGUUAGGAUUGUGGACGACGACGAGGCGACCCGACUGGCUCACCGCGAGGAAGCGUUUGGUGACAUGUUGAGGGUUUUACAUGGCAAAGAGGCCGCAACCGAAGCGCCGACUCUGGAUUUCAUUACCACGUUAGCAGUGCUUGCAGAUCGCUUCGAUUGUGCUGCGCCAGUUUCCAAGAUCAUGGCAUCAGGCUUCAAAUUCAAAUGGCCAAUUACUCAACGAAAAGGAGUAGCGGGCGAGGAUCCCAAGAUGAGUCGCAACAUCGAGAACACCUUGCGCGAAAAAGUCUUGGUGUCGUGGCUCUUGAAUCAGCCUACGCGAUUCCAAGCUUCUACGAAAGAACUGAUCAUGAAUGGUUCGAAGAACUGGAGUGCAUUUCCCGAGCAAGAUGAGGGAAAAGAGGAAGCCACUUGGUGGCAUCUGCAGGACGGGAUCGAGGAAGAGCUUCAGUUUCGGCGAGAUUGUAUAUUGAAUACUAUUGCCUCAAUUCCACGUCACUUCGUCGACCUUUAUAUCUCUCGGACGCGACAGUGUAAGCUUGGCUACGACUCGAGCGCCGCCUGUGACUCUUACCAGCUCGGGGAGAUCAUCAAGUUUUUGACUAGCAAGAACUUAUUCUUUUUGGUGGACUUUUCUCCCAAUUCGUUGAAUUCGAUUGCAGACACUUCUCUGCUCCAAGUUGACAGCCUGAUAGCAACUUUGAGGCAGUGUCCAGGUUAUCAAAUUGACAAAUAUCAUAUGAAUUGCGGUUUGCGAACUCGGAUGCUACCAAUCCUGGAUUUUAUUCAGGCUUUGCUCUCUGCGAGUUCACUGCCUCUUAGUCGGCUGCCAUGGAAGAACGACAGGAAGAAAAUAGCUUGGCUACCCCGAGAAGAGGAGGAAGCAGAUGUUGAUACUUCUAGCAAGUCCUUCAAAUUCACUAGAGCUUUGUCAAAUGAUCAAAGGUUGCGGUUUGAGCACACAAUGGGAGCUGAGAAAUUUGCAAGGGAUAUAUUCACCGCGUCAAGCUGGAACUGGAGUACAGAAGACUAG